AUGUCAACCAAACCGAGCGUUUCAUCACCGUUGGUGCAGCACACGGCGUGGCAGAGGCUCUGUGUCUCUGACCUUGACCGCCUCUACCCUCUUCUUGCCGCUUAUAUCCAACAGCCCUCACUCGCAGACUCUGUUACAGAGUUAGUCGUGGAUUUUUCCUCGUCGGAGUAUGCCUGGCCAAAUGAUUACCCUCCCGAUGAGUCCGGGGAGCCCAGCUUGGGAGUUGCCGGCGAUCUGGUGCGUGAGCAUGUGUGCAGCCUUGGCCUUGGUGAUAUUGCGACCAAGGCAAUGCUGCACGUACUACGACUGUGGACGAACCGGCAAGAGCCACCCCGCGGCUGGCAACUAGGGGAUUUACCUUUUGAACCUCAUUACCUGCAAGACGAGUUCGCUGCGCUUGCAGCCGUUGUCCUGCUCAGUCUUUGCAAGAACUUAUCUACCUUGCACAUCGCGCAACCAAUGUCAGGUUUCAGCCCCAUACUGGAGGACUAUUUUCUCAAGAACAAUUAUGGCCUGAUGCAGGCACCAGGUCUACAGAAUCUGAAGAAAGUCGAGGUCUUGCCGGGAGCGUGGGUAUAUUCAGAUAUAGUGUACGGCCAGCUUGAGUUCCUCAGGAUUUUCCAGUACUUCCACCGCCUGCCGGCAAUCAACGCCAUCUCCAUUGAUAGUUGCCAGGAGUAUCAAUCCUAUCAUUGUACAUUCAUACCGCGAACUGGAAAUAUGAAGACCCUCAAGCUGGAGCAUAUCGAUAUGGAUGACUCGUUUCUUGAACUUCUUAUCAGUAUACCCAAGGUCCUAGUCGAACUCAAGGUAUCACUGGGCGGGAAGGAAAAUAUAGACGGCGGGCUUCCAAGAACACGCCCGCACGCCAUCGGAAGAGCGCUACGACAGCACAAAGAAACCAUAGCAACACUUGAUUUGGACCUGGAUUUGUGUGUUUCGGAGUUUGUUUGCAAAGGAGAAGUUCGAGAUGAUCCUGAUGACGAGGAUUCUGAUAUUGGGACAUUUGGUAGAGACUACUACAAGAUGGACCAGGAGACUCGUCUUUUAGUUCAGAAGACCCCAGUGGAUCUUGAGAGUUAUGGGUGGACGAUAGGCUCCCUCCAUGAGUUUCCCUCUCUCACCCACCUCAGCGUUGGGAUAUACACGCUUCUAGGCCCUCCCGAAUCGCGUGGUGAGCGCCUUGCCCGUCAGCCCCCAUUUCGGCUCAUCGAUGCUUUGCCACCCAGCUUGGAGUCUUUCUGUCUGUAUGGUUACAAGAAGGGAGAAAAUCUUGAUGUUGAUGAACAUGUGAACGAAUUUAUUGACAACAGGGAAGCGAAAUUCCCAAGACUGAAGGAGGUGAGAGGAAUUGAGGAGGAGUUCCCAGGUGUGGCACAGCUGUUCCCCGAGGAUUCUCACUUUGACCGUAUAACAUCUGGCAUGGAAGAGGAAGAAGAGGGGAGUAAUCAAUGGAAGACACCAGAGUUCCCCAGCGAGUGGAAACCGGUGGAACAAUGA
This is a messenger RNA of Clonostachys byssicola, 1500 nucleotides long. NCBI's taxonomy places the organism in Eukaryota, Fungi, Ascomycota, Sordariomycetes, Hypocreales, Bionectriaceae. The record is from the annotation of a GenBank genome assembly.